AUGACUGGAGAUGAGAAGUGGAUAUUCUACGACAACCCCAAGAAGAACAAAUACUACGCUAAGUCCGGUCAAUCGUUGCCAUCGACCUCAACAUCAACACCAAAGCCGAACAUUCAUGGUUCGAAGAUCAUGCUCUGUAUCAGGGGAUGGCAAAAAAUAAAUUUAGAAAGCACGUGCCGUAUCCACGGUCCGCAAGCGCCAACGACUACACCGCCGCCGCCGUCGCAACUUCUCGCGACAGGGGAGAGCGUCAAUCGAAUUUGUAGCACACUUAAGAGUUGGCAUCAGUGCCCAGAAAUACAUAGAGCCAUAGAAGGCAUCCGCUAUAUCGCCGAUCAUGUAAAGAAAGAAGAGGAUUCUAAUAGAAAUAGGAAAAAAUUCAAUACAAUCAAGGAGGAUUGGAAGUAUGUCGCAAUGGUGAUCGACAGAUUAUUUCUAUGGAUCUUCCUGGCAGCCGUAAUCGUCGGCUCGGCCGGGAUUAUACUACAGGCGCCGUCCUUGUACGACACACGCGUCCCCAUUGACGUACAGCUCUCCGAAAUCUCCCCGGACGCUGCCAGACCACCGCCCAACUUUCUUCCGAGAGGUGUCCUCUAAGGGACAAUUACUAAUUGCAUUAAUGCCGCGCGUAAAACACGUAUACAAAACUGAAAACACACAUAUUGUAAUUUGUGUACGUGUUUUAUGCGCAGCAUUAAUAUGACAACAUCUGCUUAUAUAACUACAUCGACACAAGCGAAACGUAUUAACGUCCGAAAGCCGAAG
Trachymyrmex cornetzi is the source of this 765-nucleotide messenger RNA. Its product is annotated as acetylcholine receptor subunit alpha-like. Gene Ontology annotation, biological process: monoatomic ion transport. Gene Ontology annotation, molecular function: nucleic acid binding. The transcript has 4 exons. Bases 1 to 597 code for a protein of 198 amino acids. Gene Ontology annotation, cellular component: membrane. NCBI's taxonomy places the organism in Eukaryota, Metazoa, Arthropoda, Insecta, Hymenoptera, Formicidae. The record is from RefSeq and is a predicted model, not a curated record.